Didymosphaeria variabile is the source of this 480-nucleotide messenger RNA. RefSeq lists its product as uncharacterized. The coding region runs from base 1 to 480 and encodes 159 amino acids. Lineage: Eukaryota; Fungi; Ascomycota; Dothideomycetes; Pleosporales; Didymosphaeriaceae. The transcript has a single exon. The record is from RefSeq and is a predicted model, not a curated record.
AUGUCAUCAGGCCAGCAGCAGACGCAGAAGCAAACAUCCACAAUCCUCCGCAAAGGCGCGCACGCGUUCUGUACCGCGCUGCUCUCCCCGCCUGCCCCUCCGGAACUCCUCUCCACGUACUUCACCUCAUCGCCCAGGAUCACCGAGCACGGACCCGCUUGGGCCCAAGCCCGGCUGCCGUUCCUGGGCAAAACGUUCAAGGGGCGUGAGGGCUGUCUGGAAUAUUUCACUUUGCUCGGCGAGGUGCUCGAGAUGCAGUUGCCCGAGGAUGCGAUUCCGGGGCCUGAGGGGUUCAUUGUGGAUGCGGAGGCGGGCAUGGUGAGUGUGGUGGGGAAGGGUCAUUUCAAAAGUAGGAAAACAGGAAAGGGAUGGGAUGAGCAGUUUAUCUAUAGGCUGAGCGACUUCGAUGCGGAGGGGAGGGUUGGGCAUUGGGAAAUUUGGGCAGAUCCGCUGAGUGCGUGGGAUGCGGUUGGAGCGUGA